Molecule: messenger RNA, 1480 nt
Organism: Crotalus tigris (Tiger rattlesnake)
Lineage: Eukaryota; Metazoa; Chordata; Lepidosauria; Squamata; Viperidae
Gene: MRAP2
Product: melanocortin 2 receptor accessory protein 2
Exons: 3
Coding region: 461-1057 (198 amino acids)
Biological process (GO): protein localization to plasma membrane; regulation of adenylate cyclase-activating G protein-coupled receptor signaling pathway
Cellular component (GO): endoplasmic reticulum; plasma membrane
Molecular function (GO): signaling receptor regulator activity; type 1 melanocortin receptor binding; type 4 melanocortin receptor binding
Source: RefSeq, a predicted model, not a curated record
CACUGUUCUAGUAGAAAAAAAAACCCAAUUAUCUAACUUUGCAUAGUCCAUCAUUCAGCUGUAAGUAAAAAAAAAACAGCAAAAGAGAAAAGGAGAGAACUUCUGUCAGGUUAUCAGGAUUAAUUUGUGAAUGGUCUCUUUUCUGAUUUGGUCUAGUUUGAAAGGCUGAUGUAAAUUCUUCACAACUCAGAAUGAAAAUGGCAUUUAAUUUUAUAUGUUGAGCACUGAUCUGCAUCUCACUUUGGACAUAAAAUUGGCCUUGGGAAUCACCUAUUCUGUGGCUAAGACUUUGCCGAUUUUAGCUAUGUUAGCAAUAAACUGGAAAGAGGUAGGUAAACCCUAAUCUUUGCAAUAAGAUAGAAUGACUAUCAGUCACUGCGAGUAGUAGAUAGAGCAGAUUGACACUGAGAUUGCGUUAUUCUGCAAAAGCUUAUGUCAUUUAUGUAUUGACAGGCUGGAGAUGAUGGAACCUCACUAUAUUUUCAACAAAACGUCCCAACAUGCCUUAUUAUCUCAUUCUGAUUAUACGUGGGAAUAUGAAUAUUAUGAAUAUGGCCCAGUCUCCUUUAAAGAUCUCAAAGCUCACAAAUAUUCCAUUGUGAUUGGAUUUUGGGUUGGCCUUGCUGUGUUUGUCAUUUUUAUGUUCUUUGUGCUGACCUUGCUGACCAAGACAGGAGUACCACAUCAAGAGCGUAUAAGCUCUUCUGAGAAAAGACUCUGCACAAACAACUUUGUAGCUGACUUUGAACAGCCACUGGAUUCUGAGCAAAUUUUUUCUCAACAACUGUUUCUCCAUUGCUACAUCAAUGAACUGGAGGACAUGGAUAGAACCAAGCAGUGUCAUAAGGUGCCAGUUAAGGACAGUAGCAUCCACUUCCAAGAAGUAAUUGAGAGUGCUGGACGACUGGAAGAGGAGGUGAACUGUCAUAUAAAAUUCAACAUUCCUAACUUUGUGAAUUAUGAUUCUCUGGGUGAAGAUGACUUGUUAAUUUCUGAGCCAUCUAUCAUUUUGGAGAACAAACCAGUGAGUCAAGUCUCUUGCCAGAUUCUUGACUAAAGAAACUUGAGCAAAAUGUUUAAGCUUGCAAGCUGGUAGCAUCACUCUCUUUGGAUGUCUAUGAAAAGAGAAUACUUUUUUUCUUGCAUUCCCAUCUCAUCCUAUUUUUAUGGGUUUCAGGACUUUGGCUAUUGAAACAUGCUUUAGUGCAUGACGUGGGUUUGGUUUGGAAUGCAUUUCCUGUGGGUUCUUAAGGUCCCAUGUUUUUGCAUUUAUACAUUUUUUUCUUUAGAAAACCAGUUUGAAGUUGCAAUGAGAUUCUAUUAAGCUCUACACAAACAAAAGUGUUCUAUCAACUUGUCUGGAGUCUUUAAAUUCUACAUUCUCUUAGAACAUAUGUGCUGAAUUUAAACAGAGUAGAAAAAUCUAAUGUUGAAGAAAUUGGGUGCAGUCAUAUUUGGAAAUAAAUCACACCAUUACUGA